Molecule: messenger RNA, 1275 nt
Organism: Alternaria conjuncta
Lineage: Eukaryota; Fungi; Ascomycota; Dothideomycetes; Pleosporales; Pleosporaceae
Exons: 2
Coding region: 1-1275 (424 amino acids)
Source: RefSeq, a predicted model, not a curated record
AUGCUGCUGUCCGGUAUCGCGCUGCUGGCCGGCCUUCUGUCUUCGGCCUAUGCCGCAGACAUCCCCAGAGUCCUCGACUGCGACCUAGAUGGAAGAGAAAAAGUGCCUGAAGGGUGCGAGGCGCCCAUUGCACCGGUCGCAGCCGUGGUACCCGGAUCGUCCUACAUCGCGAAGAUAGAAUGCAAGGAUUGCCCUUAUGAGGACCCUGAAGAUCACGAGGUUAUAACUGGUGAUAAUGUGCUUCUUCUCAACGUAACCCUCACGCACGAUAAUCGCACAGUCCUCCUCAACGAUCGCCCGCUAUAUCCCUUACCGACCAUACCCACACCCUCCACCUUCCUCGUUACACGAUAUCGCCAGAACCUCUCCCAUGCGGAACUGUACUGGGGCCUGAACUUCGAAGACCCGUAUUGUCGAGAAAGCUGGAGUGACAGAGGACGAUGGUGCCACGAAGUACCUUUGACGCAUGCCCCGCGAAUGUAUAUCGAUUACCUAUACAUCACGAAUCCAAGCGAUAACCAGGAAGGCGAUGACGCGGAUGCGGAAUACUGGAGCGUUGCGCUGGACGUGAUUGGGAAGUCGCGGUACCCUGACGACCCUCUUUGGAAGUUCAACAACCCGGAGCAGAAGAUGCUGUGGAUGCGCGUCAAAGGAACACCUCUGAGAAGAGGAGACAAAGGAGGCCCAGCCAAAGUCGCCGACCCGUUUGGUCAAUCUACCGCGGACGACCAGAUCUACGAGUACCAAAUCGUCGACAUGCGCCUAGUAGCUCGAGCCUACACCUUUCCCCUCAAGAAGUCUUUGACGAUUUGGGGCACAAUAGGCCACUUCCUUGGCAGCGACGUCUGGGAACUAGAGGGGAGUCGCUUCCUCUACCGCAAAGAAGAAUGGGGAUACUACGGCAAGAAAGGAACGCUUCGCGACAUGUUCGGCGAAUUCGUUCACUGGGAAUGGUGGGGCCUGUUCUGGGUCAUCUUCAGCAGUGUCGUUGGCGGCUUGUUCACCAUCUUCCUCUUAUGGAAGAUGUGUUGGUGGAUCGUUGCGCAGCGCGAGCUCAUGAAGUGGGACGGCAUGGAAGAUGUCUGGGAGAAUAUGAGGAGGGAUAGGGUGGCUGAGGAGGAGGGCGCACUGCUAAAUGCUCACGGCGCGUACCGCGAUGAUCCGGAUGAAGGCAGCUCCUCGAGACCACCAGCAUAUGAGGAUGCAUUGAAGCCGCUGCCGAGUAAACCGCUGCCUGAGAAACCUUUACCGGCGGUACCGUUGAUCGAUGCUUGA